Molecule: messenger RNA, 3135 nt
Organism: Fonsecaea multimorphosa CBS 102226
Lineage: Eukaryota; Fungi; Ascomycota; Eurotiomycetes; Chaetothyriales; Herpotrichiellaceae
Exons: 3
Coding region: 1-3135 (1044 amino acids)
Molecular function (GO): ADP binding; protein binding
Source: RefSeq, a predicted model, not a curated record
AUGGAUGUCUCUACAAGCGCGGAGUGGAUUACACAUCUUUUCGCCGACCUUGAGCCUUACGUUUGCACCUCCAAUCAAUGCGUACAAGGCCCGAAGACUUAUGCAACGCAGGACGCUUGGAUACAUCAUGAGCUUUAUACACAUUACAUUCAAUAUGUUUGGUCAUGCGAGACGUGUUCAGAGGAAUGGCUGGACGAGGGCGCUUUCUGCGAGCAUCUCGCAUCGACUCACCAUAUGUCAGAGGAACAUAUCCCAACCGUGUCGAAGCUUUGUGUAAAGCCAUCGGACACUGUACCAAGUCAGAUGCAGUGCCCACUCUGCCUGUUUGAUUGUUCUUUUGAAUCAUAUUACAAACAUCUGGGCGACCAUCUGCAACAACUUGCUCUUACCUCGGUUGAGAUCGACAGUGUUGAGACGUCACGCACCGUCUCCGUUUCUACUUAUGAAGGGGACAAAUUCACUCUCCUGCAGGACUUCAUCCAGGAGCAGUCUGGGAAGUCACACUUCCAACAUCAAAGAAUAGAUUCAUUGGCCACUCAAAUUCAAGGCCUUUGGACAGAGAAAUCAAAUCUGGAGCUUGGAGAUGAUCCCCCUUCAAAAGCGCUUGCAAGCCGGCCACGGCUGAGCUCAAGGGGCCUCUCCUAUACCUAUAUGCAGAGGGUUCGAGAACUCAAAGUCGAAGAAGCCACGAAGAGCGCGGCCACCACUCCACUUGCUCAAUGGAAGAGUGUCGAGCCAACCGUUUCAGCUCAUUCGGGUCAUGCAACAAUCUGCACCCUCCAACCACCCUGGAACCCUGACUUCGUUGGGCGAAUUGUUGACCUCGGAACUAUCGACGACAGAAUGAAAGAGGAGGGCCACGUCGCCGUGAUUCGUGGGCCUGGCGGCAUCGGGAAGUCUGCAAUUGCCACAGCUUAUACGUGGAAGUUCAAGAGCUGCUACUCGUACAUCUUUUGGGUCCCUGCGGAGACUGCCAUGGUUUGUGCCGACUCUUUCUGCCAGAUUGCUUUAAAUGUGAUAGCCAAUGCCGAAGAAGUGGCAGAAGAGGAACGACUGGUCAACAUGGGUCGUGAAUUUCUUGAACGAACUAAGGGCCGAUGGCUGCUUGUGUUUGACAAUGUGGAUGAAGGAUUUGACCUUCGCCGAUUCCUCCCAUCAGACAUGUCUAAGACUCACGGGUCAGUUCUCAUCACUACACGAAAUACUGACCUCGACGUAUCGCGGCUGUCCGACAAGACUUCGGCCAUCGACUUGAAUGCCCUCACUCUAGAAGAAAGUCGCGAGCUGCUCCUCAAAUCUGCCAACCGAGGCGAGCCCCUUGAGGAUAUGAAAUCGCAUCCGGAGUACAAGUUAGCAGGAGACAUAGCGAAGAGAGCGGAGAAACUUCCACUUGCGUUGUCGCUCAUCGCUGGCUUCGUCCUGGCUUCAGAAUGUACGCUGGCGUACUUCGUGGAGCUCUGGAACGAGAGGCAGAUGUCGCGAAACGCACGAGAAGCCUCUUCUGAUGCCAAUGCCGCUAUGGAAAUGGUAUGGAACAUCGGCUUAAGAGAGGUCGAGACGGAGGCACGUCAACUUCUUAACAUACUGGCAUUCUUUGACAGCGAUAAUAUCCAAAAGGAUCUGUUGGUGGGACCACACGAAGAUCCACUGCUUGAGAUGUUGCAUUCACAUUCACCAAUGCGAUGGAAUCGGAUGACGACCAAGCUAUCGAAAAGGCGUCUUAUCACAAUACGAAAUCGUGAUGGCGAAGAAUUCUUGACCAUUCACCGGAAGCUGCAGGCCAAGAUUUUAGAGGAGCUCAAUCAACCCGACAAUGCGGCGGAACGAACGAAAGUUUUUGAAAGGGUUUUCUUGCUCAUUCGAGGGCGAUUCCCUCACCCUUCGCCAAUUCAAGUUCCUGAGCCCGAGAAAUGGCCCAUCUGCAGACAGUACUUGCCUCAUGUCCUGAGUAUCAAACGACUGUGGCAGUCUGGCAUUAUCGAGAUCCCACCUUCAGUCAAGCUAGCCCGGCUUAUUUCUGACGCCGGCAUUGACCUGUGGGAAAGAUGCCUGACCGUCGAAGGGCUGGAGCUUCUCAGAUCAGCAGAAGCUAUUCUCGAUCAAGGCGGCUUCCGAGAAGAUCUGCUCCGUGCUAACAUCCAUGUUGUGGUCUCACUCCUACUCCAGGACUCAGGGAUAGCCCAUCUGGCCGAAUGCAGAGACCGCAUCGCUAAGGUGCUCGACAUUCGCGUCAAGCACCAGGAGAAUUGUGACCCAUUUGACUACACUAAAAAUGAUGACAUACUGCUUCACAACGCGUGGUCAGAUUACGCUUGUGUCCUUUUGCAAUACAACCAAUACAGAGAAGCGGCUCGCAUCUUUGACAUGUGCUUCGAGAAAUAUCAACGCUGGGGACCGCCAGAAGAGAUUCCAUAUGAGUACGCAAAGUAUUACCAUCACAAAGCCUACUGCCUCAUGUACGAAGGAAACUUCGAACAAGCUGUUCCUUUGGCCGAGUAUGGAUUGCAUUGGGUGCAAGUUGCCACGGGACAAUCAGCAGCCACUAAUAGAUGGCGCUUCGACCUUGCGUGUCUGGUUCUUCAAAGUGGUGAUAAGCAGCGUGCUCUUAAUCUGCACAAGGAGGUGCUGGAGGCCAGGUUAAAGUUGCAUGGAAAAUUCGGGCUGCUGACUCUCCAAAGCUAUUACGCUGUUGGGGCAGCUCAUCGGUGGUUGAAUGAAUUGGCCGAGGCGGAGCUGUAUAUGCGCAAGAUUCUCGACAUCGACCAAACUCGACCAGGUAUCUGCACGGAAGCCGCUCUGGCACAGGCUCAAUUCAAUCUUUCGCAGAUACUUGCAGGUCGAACAGAAGAUUCUGGUGAGGGACACGAGCGGCCUUCCGGACUAGAAGCCGAGGGUUCUUCAGAACUGCAGGAGUCGGCUACCCUGGCGCAGAUGGCUCGGAAAGUGCUCCUCAAACCACAUCCUCUUGGGCCUUUGGAAACAGAUACAGGCCAGGGUCAGGAAGGAGUGCUCGUACAGGGUCCGAAUGGAAUACCCAAGGACCAUGAGCUCGCAUUGUUCGACCACCUCCAGCCUGUUUUUGACGGCAGGUUUACAGGGUUGCAUCUUUUGAGGUAUCUUCGGUACCUAGGUUGA